This is a messenger RNA of Lycium ferocissimum, 2461 nucleotides long. RefSeq lists its product as uncharacterized. Bases 280 to 2154 code for a protein of 624 amino acids. The transcript is spliced from 3 exons. Gene Ontology annotation, molecular function: DNA binding. Lineage: Eukaryota; Viridiplantae; Streptophyta; Magnoliopsida; Solanales; Solanaceae. The record is from RefSeq and is a predicted model, not a curated record.
CCCUAAUAUACAAAUCAUUCUCUUAACCUACUCCACCCACUAUUCUCUCUCUCUCUUCCUUUUUUCCUAUUUUUUUUAAAAAAGUUUCUUUUUCUUCCUUUUUAGUGCAAAGUUGUAGAUCUACAAGCAACCCCAAAUCUUAAGGGUUACAUCAAAACUUUGGGGAAGAAUAUAAAAGAAGCUUAGAAACCAAAGGGCCAAGAAGAAAAGAAGAGAGAAAGAAAGGAAAGGCCAGCCUCAACAUCCAAUUACGCAUUUUUCUGGUUUUGGAUUUACAAAAUGGCAGGAUGGUCGAAGAGAGUUGAUGGGUCAGGUCUAGAAAGUUUCAGGUCAUCUGAAAAUGACAUUUUUAUCAAUCAUUUGUUAAAAGAAGUUAAUGGGUGUUCAUAUUUUAGGCCAUUUCCUCCAAUGCUUGGUGAUGGGAAAACAGUUGAUUUAUGCAAGCUUUACUUGGUUGUGAGGGAAAAAGGUGGGUAUCAAAGUGUUUGUACUAGUGGGGUUUGGGGUGUUGUAGCUAAAGAGUGUGGGUUUGAUUCUACUUGUGGUUUGGCUUUGAAGUUGGUUUAUGUUAAGUAUUUAGAUGUAUUGGAAAGAACAAUGAUGGGACUUAAGCAAAAUGAUAAUGAAAAGAGUGGUUUGGGUUUUAGUGCUGUUAGGAUGGACCUAGAGCUGGAUUUGAAGGAUGUUUUGAUGAAAAUUUCUGAUGAAAAAAAGAAAGAUGCGGAACAUCCAAAUAUGGAGUUUGAUUCUGCAACUGAUAGAAAGUUGAACAAUGAUAUUGAGGUUCAGGAUGUUGUUGGUUCUAUUAGAUAUUCUGAGAAUUUUGUUGGAAACCGAAGUUUGGACCACAAUGUUUGUAAUGUAAAGGGUGUUGGUGAAGAAACGAGUGUUGUUGAUGCUGAAGACGAUUCAAAGUUUAUGAAUCGAAACGAAGAUGGCCAGCGUGAUACAAAUGACACUGGGUUAAUGAAGUUAAGAGGGGAUGAGGAAGAUUGCGUUAUUAGGAAGAGGAAGUAUACCGAUGAAAAGAUGAGCAUCGUUUGUGAUGAAGAACAGUUGAAGUUUGAGAAUGGAAAUGGAGACGUUCAAUGUGGUAGGGAUGCCAUUGGGUUGACGAAGCUUAGUGGGGAUGAGGUAGAUGACAUUACGAGGCAGAGGAAGCGAGAGUCUUACCUGGACAUGCUUAAGUGGGUUACUGAACUUGCAAAGGAUCCAUGUGAUCCUGCAAUUGGGCAUCUGCCUGAAAAAUCUAAGUGGAAGUCUUAUGGGAAUGAGGUGGUUUGGAAGAAGAUUCUUUUGGUAAGAGAUGAAAUGCUUUUAGAGAGGAAUGUGGAUACAAGUACUCAAUACUCCAUAUGGCAGCAAAAACAGAGAAUGCAUCCAUCUAUGUAUGAUGAUAAUAGUGGGUCUGAGCGGCUAAGGUGCAGCCAAAGGGUCCUAUCUGCAAAAGAGUCUUUGAAAAAUUCAGGUUCUCAUAUUGAUGGGCCUACUGACUCUUCUGCAGAGUCAGGAGUUUGGUGGAACCGUCGGCGUAAGAAAAUAGCAUCAAUUGGGUCAGAGUUUCAAGCGGAUAUUCCAGAAUGGAAAAGUGACAUCUAUGAACCUGACUCUAAAUGGUUGGGCACCCAAAUCUGGCCACUGGAUAAAAAUGAACAGAGCAGAAUGUUAAUUGAAAGAGAUCCUGUUGGGAAAGGAAGGGAAGAUACAUGUGGUUGUCAAUAUCCAGGUUCUUAUGACUGCAUCAGGUUUCACUUUUACGAGAAAACGAGGAAGCUUAAACUUGAGCUAGGAUCCGCCUUUUAUGACUGGAAAUUUAACUACAUGGGUGAAAAGGUUGCACUUUCUUGGACAACAAAAGACGAACAGAAAUUCCACGAUAUAGUGAAGUCGAGCCCUUUGUCUGAGGAUGAGAGUUUCAGUUACUGGCCUGAACUUUUUAAGUGCUUUCCUCACAAAAGUAGGGAAUCUUUGGUAAGCUACUAUUUUAAUGUCUUCCUGCUAAGGCGGAUAGGUCAGCAGAGUAGGAUGAAUGCAAGUGACAUUGACAGCGAUGAUGACGAAUCAGGGUAUGGACCUAGAUCUAUUUGUUUUGGACGGGAUCCUAAGCUCUCCAUCUUGUGUUCCCCGAAGAAAGCACGUCUAGAUCUGAAAUAGUAACCAAAGGUAGAUACCAUCGAUGAUUUUUGUUCAGAAAUGUAAAUUCCAGGAGUCUUCUUUUUCUUUUUUACUUCAGCAUAUUUUGGGUCAGUAGGUAUUGGGGUUUAUGGGAGGUUUACGGAUAUCAAUUUUUGGUCUGCGGUUCUCAAUGUAUACAGUUUACACUCCCUUUAGAGUUACCAGUGCUUGAAACAGAAAGAAUCAAGACUUCUAAGAACACAAACUUGUACUGAGCAGCAAAGUCUUUGAGUUAUAUAUGCAUGCUGCUCUUAUCUAAAAGUUACCAUUGUUCUUUGUUUGAUGA